Molecule: messenger RNA, 258 nt
Organism: Thelazia callipaeda (thelaziosis nematode)
Lineage: Eukaryota; Metazoa; Nematoda; Chromadorea; Rhabditida; Thelaziidae
Source: the annotation of a GenBank genome assembly
AUGGAUCCUUGUCAAGAAGCAUCGGAAUUAGCUCACAGUCAAACACUCCGUAAUCUUCUUAUCAGCAUUGCAGUCAUAUCAGCUCUAGCAGUUAUUGCUGAAUUGUGGGCAAUAAAAAGUAAAACCAGUCAGAUGUUACUCCAUCAAAAUACCCGAAUGUUGCUCAUCGUUCACCAAAUAUGGCUUAUCAUUCACUGCAUCGCCAGGUCGUUCUGCUUAGCAAGUUUUUUACCACACGCUCACGAAAUGUUAAGUUAA